AGUUUGAUAGACUCCCAGAGAGGAGCUUGGGCUUUUUGUUCCUGCUGACAGAGGAAGGAAUGGAGUGAAUAUAUGUCCCUCUCCCCACAACUCUGAGGCAAAUGCCCAUGCCUAUAAUUUAGGGCAAAAGGGUGGAAAGUUUAUCUAGAGAACUCCUUCUCCCUAAACACAGACAAUUAUUGUUUGUAUGCACUGGGGCCCAGGGUAGGGGGCAGAACACUGGGGAGUAUUGCAGUGGGUGCUGCUGCCCCUCUCUUCCCACUUCUUUUUAAAAAAAUCAUUUUUGUUGUUGCGCGCUUCUGGGUUAAUGAACUUCUGCAGCAUUUCCGCUGCUGCUUCUGCUGAGACACCUGUGAGAUCCCCCAGUGUGCUGGCUGCAAUCAGCACAUCCUGGAUAAGUUCAUCCUGAAAGUCCUCGAUCGGCAUUGGCACGGAUCCUGCCUCAAGUGUGCAGAUUGCCAAAUGCAGUUAGCAGACCGCUGCUUCUCCAGAGCUGGAAGUGUCUAUUGCAAAGAAGACUUCUUCAAGCGUUUUGGCACAAAAUGCACAGCGUGCCAGCAGGGAAUACCACCCACCCAGGUGGUCAGGAAAGCCCAGGACUUCGUCUAUCACCUGCACUGCUUUGCCUGCAUUAUUUGCAACCGCCAACUGGCCACAGGUGAUGAGUUCUACCUCAUGGAAGAUGGGCGGCUGGUGUGCAAGGAGGACUACGAGACGGCCAAGCAGAACGAUGAUUCAGAAGCUGGAGCUAAGAGGCCCCGAACCACCAUCACAGCUAAACAGUUGGAAACACUAAAGAAUGCCUAUAAAAAUUCUCCCAAGCCAGCAAGGCAUGUACGGGAGCAGCUGUCCUCUGAGACUGGACUGGACAUGCGUGUGGUACAGGUGUGGUUUCAAAACAGAAGAGCCAAAGAGAAACGCCUGAAGAAAGAUGCUGGGCGGCACCGCUGGGGCCAGUUUUACAAGAGUGUAAAAAGGAACCGAGGAGGCAGCAAACACGAGAAAGAGAGCUCUGCAGAGGACUGUGGGGUUAGUGAUAGUGAACUGAGCUUCAGAGAAGACCAAAUCCUCUCAGAGCUUGGCCACAAUAACAGAAUUUACAGUAAUGCUGGCGAGGUGGCUGGUGGACAGCUAAUGAAUGGCACCUUCUCGAUGGAUGGGACAGGACAAUCCUAUCAGGACUUAAGGGAUGGAAGCCCUUAUGGAAUCCCACAGUCUCCAGCCUCUAUUUCAUCCCUUCCAUCACACACUCCAUUGAUAAAUGGUCUGGAUUACACAAUGGACAAUAAUUUAGGAAUAAUAGCACACGGAGGGCAGGGGGUAAGCCAGACUCUCAGGGCUAUGGCUGGGGGUCCAACCUCUGAUAUUUCUACCGGGAGCAGCGUUGGUUAUCCAGACUUUCCCACAAGCCCUGCUUCUUGGCUUGAUGAAAUGGAUCAUCCUCCUUUUUAAGCAUUAUUCUCCCUUCAAAUUUGCCAUAUUCCCACGUGUUCUUUUGGCCUGAAAGUAUAUUUAAAAGAGAGAGGGGGAGAGACAGCAAUCAAACUUCAAGGAUCACAGUGUGCCAUCGCAAGAAGUUUCCAUUAUUUUAGAAUGGGAAUUUACUACUUGUUUUUUUUGUUGCUGAAAGACAAUGCGGUAUUAUUAAUAUAUAUAUUUGCUUUCUUGUUUGAAAGAAUGGGACAAUGGGUGGAGCUGCUUCUGAACACAGCACAUUGAUGUGUACAGUAUUUGUAUGACUCUAGAGGUGCUGGCUGUAGCAAACACAUCCAUCGGCUCUAGCCCUGGAGCUCUGCUGUUGAGUGCAACACUGGCACAUGUUGAAAUGACUGAACAGAUCUUUGGCCUGUGGAAAUUCCAUGACAGCUCUUACCUGGCAUCACUGCUGUCCUUCAGUUGCUUAAGUCUAGGCCAACCGAGCAAUGGAGAUGCAGAACUUCCAAAUUCAGUUCUCAUAGACUGGCAACCGGAAGGGUGGAGAGUUAUUGGGAGUUCAUAGUCUUUCGCCUCUCUCUUUGUCUCUUUCUCUCCCCGUCCAUGUACUGGGAUGUCUCAUAAAUGAGGGGGAAACCUUUCCUUUC
Hemicordylus capensis (graceful crag lizard) is the source of this 2081-nucleotide messenger RNA. It is a transcript of the gene LHX4, whose product is annotated as LIM homeobox 4. Gene Ontology annotation, molecular function: DNA-binding transcription factor activity, RNA polymerase II-specific; RNA polymerase II transcription regulatory region sequence-specific DNA binding. Gene Ontology annotation, biological process: neuron differentiation; regulation of transcription by RNA polymerase II. The transcript is spliced from 6 exons. Bases 463 to 1452 code for a protein of 329 amino acids. NCBI's taxonomy places the organism in Eukaryota, Metazoa, Chordata, Lepidosauria, Squamata, Cordylidae. The record is from RefSeq and is a predicted model, not a curated record. Gene Ontology annotation, cellular component: nucleus.